AUGCUUCAGAUAUUCGUGCCAAUGUGGCACGACGAGCAUUGGUAUAUGUGUGUGGUGGACAUGGGAAGCGAAGAAGUAUUAAUUUAUGAUUCAAUGAGAGAACACGAGCAAACGGAUAUGAAUAGGCGCAGCUCCGUGGAGACUAUGAUUGAAAGGUUGGAAGCAGCGCUGAUUUAUGGUUUGGAGGGGCAGUAUUCGUCAUGCCUUUGGCUGUACAAAAUAAAAGCUGCAACCACAUGUCCACAGCAACGGAAUGCGUGGGAUUGUGGGUUAUUCAUGCUGAAGUACAUGGAUAUGUUAUCAAGUGGAAUUGGAAGCUGGAAAUGGAAUCAGUACAAUUCGGAGCAGGAGCGGCGCAAAGUAGCACUGUCUUUGGUUCUGGAUGAUGCCAACAUUGUCCGUCAUCAAAUUAUGCGAAAAGCGAACACGCACAGGAGGUUGGAGAUGAAUAAAGUUGAGGUUGGAUGA
Molecule: messenger RNA, 468 nt
Organism: Coffea arabica (coffee)
Lineage: Eukaryota; Viridiplantae; Streptophyta; Magnoliopsida; Gentianales; Rubiaceae
Source: RefSeq, a predicted model, not a curated record